AUGACUUCGAUUGCCGCCCUGCAAGCGGUGGAGCAAGGCCUGUUCACGCUGGAUCAGGACAUCUCGCCUCUCAUCCCGGAGAUUUCGAAGAACGGGGUCCUCCAAGGGUUCACGGAAGAGGGGAAAGCCAUCGUCGAGGAGAGGAAGAAUCCCAUCACGCUCCGCCAACUCAUCACCCAUGCCUCCGGCGCCACGUAUCCCACUUUCCACCCGUGGACGCUCAAGCACCAGACGCAGCGAGGCAUCGACCCGCUCGGGCAGAAUAACGCCGCUACCGUCACGGAGAGGCAUGAUGCCGCGAUGGUCUUCCAACCCGGCGAGGGGUGGAUGUAUUCUCCCGGCCUGGACUGGUAUGGCCUGCUCCUCCAAAGAAAGACGAAAGGGCAGUAUGAUCUCGAAUCCUGGAUGCGGGAAUUCCUCUGGAAACCGCUCGGGAUCUCCCAGGCAGAGAUCACCUUCUGGCCCGACGAAGCCAUGAAGCGAAAGAUUCCGCCGUUGAUGGUGAGGAAUUCCGAGGGCAAACUGUGCCCCAACACCGCCGACACGAUCAACACCCUCUCCACCGAGUGUUUCGGCGGCCACGGCGCCUACGCGGAGUUAUCCGCCUACACCAAGAUCCUCCGCUCCCUGCUCGCCGACGACGGCACGCUGCUCCGCAAAACCACCGUGCGCGAGAUGUUCCGCCCCCAGCUCGGCGAUGCUUCCCGCGCGGCUCUGAACGGCUUCAUGCAGCGCACCGUCGCUCUCCUGCCGGGCGAUCUGGACCCGGAAAUCCCCGUGACGUAUGGUCUGGGCGGCAUGUUGUUCGAGGCAGGCGAGGUGGAUCGGCGGUUGAAGGGCACGAUGAAUUGGAGUGGGCUGUUUAAUUGCUUUUGGAUUCUGGAUCGCGAGGCGGGGAUUGCGUGA
Messenger RNA from Lecanosticta acicola, 906 nucleotides. The record is from the annotation of a GenBank genome assembly. Lineage: Eukaryota; Fungi; Ascomycota; Dothideomycetes; Mycosphaerellales; Mycosphaerellaceae.